Molecule: messenger RNA, 3445 nt
Organism: Dreissena polymorpha
Lineage: Eukaryota; Metazoa; Mollusca; Bivalvia; Myida; Dreissenidae
Product: mucin-like protein
Exons: 16
Coding region: 513-2951 (812 amino acids)
Molecular function (GO): calcium ion binding
Source: RefSeq, a predicted model, not a curated record
CUGUCGACAGGCAGGAUACAUGGCAAAAGUUGUGCCUUAUUAAAGGAGAAACAUGUAUGUGAGACUCGCGCUAUAAACUAAAAUUAUUAGUUUACCGCCGGAAAUUGUCUCGCAAAUUAGUGUUUGUAAACAGAGGCAUAAUACGGAAUUAAGCGUACAUGUGCUUAGUUUGUAAACAACAUUUUGUUGAAGAUUCUGGUGUGGAAUUGAACAAAACAAUCGACCCAAUUUCCGACCUAGCGUUGAAAUGCUCUAAAAUUAUUCCAUACACGCGUCUUUUAUGAUUAAGUGGUGUUACAAAAUAACAUAUACAUAACUAAUUGCAAAUCAACAAACGAACCUUCAAAAACAAAACAUUGGAAUUGUUAUGUACAAUUAUCAGUUUUACAUAACACAUCCGCGUUGAACAAGUGAUACAUUUUAAAGAAACGUAAAUUAGUUAAGAUUGAAAUAGAUCAAUUAAAUUGAACAAAACUAGUAUUGACAUAGCCGAAUCAGUGAGAGACAAAAUUAUGGCGAAAGCAUUCGGCUUGUUUCCAAUACUUGUGUUUUUGUUGACUAAUCCAAUGAAAAGCAACCAAGCGAGCGCUGUUAACACCGGCUCAACAACUAACCUCUGUGAAAAAUUUCUUACCGAUAAGAAUUUCAUUUCGCUAUUUGCCGAAACGAAGGAUGCAGCAACCCCGUGCGCAUGCGCGGAGUAUGAUAUGGCGCAGGACGCCAUGUUUGAAAAGGUCGGGACUUGCUAUGAGGAAAGGCUGUUCAAUGAUGGCGCCAAGCAGAGAUGCUGUUACAGCGAAAAUGGUAAAUUGCUGACUGGAUACCGUGAUAAUCGGUUUAGUAUUUCUGAUGGAAUACAACAUUCAAUGAAUGAAAUCCACGACAGCUGUUGUAACAUUAACAACCAAUCAAGGUGCAAUGCGUUUUACGAAAUCACUCAAUCAAAUAACUGUCAGAGGCACCAGGAUCAACACGCAGCUUAUUCGUGGGGUGACCCAGUUAUCGAAACCGUUAGCACUACGUCAUAUUCUUUCAACGGACACGGAGAAUAUGUUUUCCUGAAAUCGAAUAAUACACUUGAAAUUCAGGCUCGAACAGAUUACCUGAUAGCCAAUUCAACUGAUUCGACAAUUUUUACUGCUUUUGUGUUUACGAUUUACCCACAAAAGCCGUCGAUCCAUGUUAUAUUUAACAGAACCAGUAUGAAUCUGAACCUGUACGAUAGCAAAGGUAUUUUCAAGACAAGCACUUCCUCCGUGUGUAAUCCGCGCCAACCACUUAUGACGGGAGCAUUCUUUGUAUUAUGCUCAAAUACAGCAUCUGCCUUGGGGUUCCAAAUUGCUCCCCAAGUUAAGCUAUCGAAUAUAAAGGCGCUUGUUACCCUCGACAACGAAUUCAUGAAUAUUAAAAUUACGUACUCGAAAGAACUCGCAAACAUGACAGGGUUGGCAGGAAAUGUACAAGGUGGAUUUUACGUCUCCCCUAAUGGCGCGAAAUACUCCGUUAAUAGCAGCGAGUCUUUAAUGUUCGAAUACGGGGAGACCUGGUCUCUCAGGAAUAAUAUAAACUCUUCUAAUUUCUGGUACAAUCUCACUGGAGGAGACUUCAGCUUUUUCAACAAAAAAUCGACACCUCGUUUCCUUGAAAAUUUAUUAGACGACCCCGAUGAGCUGUUUAAGAACUGCAAUAAUUCUAUGAUAUCUGCGUUUAAAAAUACUUGCAAACAUUCCUGGGAUAAUCAAACCAGCAAUGAAUGCAUGCUCACCAUUGCAAGGACGUGCAAUACCACACUUGGAAAAGCCAUUCAGGAGCAGGUUGAGAGACAACGAUACGAACUCCAAAGAAAGUCAAACAAACCACCUACUUUUAUGGCAUCAAUGCCUAAUGAAACGACGCUGAUUUAUAAAGGAUACAGCUCAUGGACCCAAAAUUUAUUAGAUCAUGUACAGGACGAAAAUAGGGCAGGUCUACGAUUUGAAGUGAAACCGAACAUAACCGAAAUGGAAAUAGUUGGUGGCGUUCUUAACUGGACAGUAGGGACAGCGUUACGGUACAUGAACCUCAGCGACAAUUCAAUACAAUUCAUAGUGUAUGAUCAAUUCAACAUGUCAGAAAGCCACAGUGUUCGUAUACGGUAUUGCGGUUGCGAAGAUCCAAGUGAAUGUGAAUUCCAGAACGAAGAUGAUGACAAUGCCGAAUGCAGAUGUCGGAAUCGUUUUGUGGAAGGAUUGUUUUGCGAAAUUAAAAUAGACCCGUGUUCUAAAUACGUUUGCUACAAAAACGACACUUGCAACACAACCUAUUCGGGGGAUGGGAGUCCAUGUGCUGUGUGUCCUCUUGGGUUUUAUGAAGAAACUCAUGGACCAAACCAAUUGUGUCGUGACCUGAACGAGUGCAACGAUGCCCGCACUCACAACUGCGACCAAGAGUGUAUUAACGACCUGGGUUCCUAUCACUGCGCAUGCAACAAUGGAUAUCAGUUGAAAGGCAACUUCACGUGUUCAGACGUGGACGAGUGUGUGCUAGGCAACUAUUCCUGCCCUAAUCCUCAUGAGGAAUGCGUGAAUCUGCCGGGGACAUAUACAUGCGGUUGUGCGUCCGGAUACAGCAAGUUCAAUACGACUUCCUUCUGUGUGAAACUAGAUGGUCUUCACUUUCUUUCCAACAUGCCAGUUGCGCCCGCUGUUGGAUCCCUGGUGGGAUCAGAACAAUCAACGGAGCAGUUAAGUGAGUGUUAUAAUAAACGGCCAGUAAAGAAACAAAAGACGUUCUCAACAAAGUCAGAAGAACUUCAGUACUGGCAGAUACAAUAUUUCAAGGGGGAGGUGGAAAAACAGGAACGGGAGAAACAACUAUUUGAUAUAAAGAUACGCAUGGUGCUGGCAGAUGAAAAGAGACGUGACCAGAAAGUUGUUGAUGAUUUCAUCAAUGGCGCAUAUUUCGAGGACUAAUUAUCAUGGUGACAUUGAGUUUGUUGCCUCAGUGGAAACUAUUUUUACUAUAUGUAAAUUAGCAAAUGUAUCAACUAUUUGACUGAGAAUAAUAGUUUUAAAUUUGCUAUUUUGCUUAAUUAAAUACAAAAUGAUUAACAUUGAUUAUUUUAAAUGUUGUUCAUUAAUAAUUGUGUUUGAUGAUACCCAUUAUAAUUAAUGUCCUUACAUAAAUUCGAGAAACAUUUUUUUCUUUAUUACACGAAAUAUCUGUUGACAAUGUAAUCACGUAUGUGUGUACCGCUUCCAUUGCCGUUCACUGAAAGAUUUAAUACUGCAUCAAUAUUGUCUUGAUUUUCAUCAGAAUCAAUGUCAGGUUCGUUGAGUUUUAUACAAAUGUUGCAUAGUAUCACGCAUGCUGUUGUUAUCUUGCAAACCUUUGACGGCGACAUUCUAACCUGCAAAUAUUGAAAUAAUAUAACUGUUAUGGGCAUAUUAAAUAUAGAAACCUUUAA